Messenger RNA from Dichomitus squalens LYAD-421 SS1, 1152 nucleotides. RefSeq names its product class I glutamine amidotransferase-like protein. Bases 68 to 1003 code for a protein of 311 amino acids. Lineage: Eukaryota; Fungi; Basidiomycota; Agaricomycetes; Polyporales; Polyporaceae. The transcript has 9 exons. The record is from RefSeq and is a predicted model, not a curated record.
GCCAUCUACACCCUCCCUACAUACUGUGCUCCUCUCAUCACUUGUCUUCCUGGCAGCACAACCUAUCAUGGCACAACAGACUAAUGCCGCACGCGUCCUCAUCUAUUCGGCGACGGCGGACUUCCGGCACGAUUCGAUUCCCACCGCCGUGGACGCACUUGUACAGCAUGGACCGGGCACUAAUAUCUCAUUCGACCACACAGAAGAUAAGACGUGGUUCACAGACGAUACCCUGGCACAGUAUGACGCUGUCCUAUUCUUGAUGAACACCGGUGAAGUAUUGGACGACUCUGGAAAGACUGCACUGCGCAAAUACCUGGACUUCGGCGGCAACUUCGUUGCUAUACAUGCGGCAUCGGAUGCACUGCGGAAUACCACAUGGUACCAAAAUGAAGUCGGUGCUGCGUUCGACUAUCAUCCCGCUUUGACCAAUGCCACAGUCGAUGUCAUUGGCCCCCCUCAUCCUAGUACCGCAGGUCUCCCACAGGAAUGGUCUGUGCAAGACGAAAUGUACAAUUUCAAGUCAGAUCCUCGAGCCAUCGGAGCUGUAGUUAUCCUAUCUACGAACGAAUCCAGUUACACAGACCCCGGACCGCGCAAAUUCGACCAAGGCACCCCUCAUCCUACCGCUUGGUUCCAAGAACACGGCGCAGGUAUCGAUGCAAACGGUACCGCUGGUCGUAGCUUUUACACAAGCCUUGGGCACAUGAACGAGACAUGGCAGGACUCGUUGUUCAUGGGACAUGUUAUGGGUGGUAUCACUUGGACGCUGCAAUCCAACACUACUCGUGCGUUCAACGCGACCGCGAAAGUCGGAAAUGGGCCUUCAGGCUCCAACAGUACUUCCACUGCGUCUGGCUCGACCACUGGGACGUCCUCUCAUACCAGUCCUAGUUCGACGGAUGCAAGCCCGAAUUCGGGUGCCUCACUUGCAACACCAGCCGGGAUCUCUCUCCUGGGUUUGGGAAUCUUCGUCUCGUAUCUUUGGACGAUGUUGAUUUAGCCCGAGUAUUGCAUGUAAUGCACGUCACGCAACUUGGAAGCCGUGGACGUGGCAUUGGACAUUUGAAUUGUGGAUGCACCCCGAGAAGCCCUGCCGACUUGCUGCAGGAAAUGUUUAAAUGGAGACAUUGACCAAAAGUGCAACGCAAU